Messenger RNA from Pan troglodytes (chimpanzee), 2458 nucleotides. RefSeq names its product leucine rich repeat containing 74A (gene LRRC74A). Gene Ontology annotation, molecular function: protein binding. The record is from RefSeq and is a predicted model, not a curated record. The coding region runs from base 574 to 1794 and encodes 406 amino acids. Lineage: Eukaryota; Metazoa; Chordata; Mammalia; Primates; Hominidae. The transcript has 17 exons.
AAUGACUGCAUGAGGUCACAGAAUGUUGAAGAUGAAAUGAAAGUGGCUCCUGAGUCACAAAGUCACAGGCGGGUGGGGAUCCUUUCGACAGGGCUCCCAGCAAUAGAGCAGUCCCACUCUCCCAGAUGAGCUGGAGAAGUAGCUACCUCUCCCAGACAGAGUUGGGGUCAAAUUCAUGCACAUCCAGUUCCCAUCAAAGCCCACUCUUCCCAGGGCUUGCUGGGAGGGAAGGAUAACUGCAGGCUCCCCUGGGAUGCCCCCACGUGAGGGAAGUUCACAGAGUUUGAGACAGAGGUGAAUGGACAGGUGUGCUUCUUAGGGAAGCAGUCGAGAGGUGGCAAGAAGUUGGCAGCUGCACUCAAGAGGGUCCUGGCACCAUGGACAAUGACAAGCCUCUUCAGCCUGAGACAGAAGAUGAGAUUGAAAUUGAGCCAGUACGACAGAGCAGCGAUAAAAUGCUCUACUGUGAGGCUGAACCCCCGCCGACUGUUGAAAAAGUGAAACCAGCCCAGGAGAAUUCGGAAACAGACCUGGAGAUUGAAGAGUCUGCCCUGCGGAUGGCCUGUGGAGGAAAUGUGGCAGAAAGGCCUGCUCGAUUUUGCCUGGAGUCCUCCUCCGGGCUGGCAGGGGAGAGCAGCUGCAGCUUCCCACGCUUGUCACCUGCCUCAGGAGCAGUGCCCUCACGUCGUCUUGUUAAAAGUGGAAUCAAUACACAAACAAGAUGAUGAUAAAUUUUUCACCACUGGACAAAAGGAGCUGUACCUGGAGGCCUGCAAGCUGAUGGGUGUAGUGCCUGUCUCCUACUUCAUUCGGAACAUGGAGGAGUCCUACGUGAACCUCAACCACCACGGCCUGGGCCCCAGGGGUACCAAGGCUAUUGCUAUAGCCCUGGUGUCCAACCCGGCUAUUACCAAACUGGAGCUGGAAGACAAUUGCAUCAUGGAGGAGGGUGUCUUGAGCCUGGUGGAGAUGCUACAAGAGAACUACUACCUCCAGGAGAUGAAUAUUUCCAACAAUCACCUUGGUUUGGAGGGGGCCAGAAUCAUCUCAGAUUUCUUUGAGAGAAAUAGUUCUUCUAUCUGGAGCCUUGAGCUUUCAGGAAAUGACUUCAAGGAAGACUCCGCAGCACUGCUCUGCCAAGCCCUGUCGACCAAUUACCGAAUUAAGAAGCUGGAUCUCAGUCACAACCAAUUCUCUGAUGUAGGAGGGGAGCACCUGGGCCAGAUGCUGGCCAUCAACGUGGGGCUCACGUCACUGGAUCUGAGCUGGAAUAACUUCCACACAAGGGGAGCUGUGGCCUUGUGCAAUGGUCUCCGGGGUAAUGUGACCCUGACAAAGCUGGAUCUCUCCAUGAAUGGCUUUGGGAAUGAGGUGGCUCUGGCCCUAGGGGAAGUCCUCCGACUCAACAGCUGCCUGGUCUACCUGGAUAUCGGCGGCAAUGACAUCGGCAAUGAAGGGGCCUCCAAAAUCAGCAAAGGACUGGAAUCCAAUGAAAGCCUCAGAGUUCUGAAGCUUUUCCUGAAUCCCAUAAAUAUGGAUGGGGCUAUUUUACUUAUCCUGGCUAUCAAGAGGAACCCCAAAUCCAGGAUGGAAGAGCUUGAUAUUUCCAACGUGCUGGUGUCCGAGCAGUUCAUGAAAACGUUGGACGGAGUGUAUGCCAUUCACCCGCAGCUGGACGUGGUAUUCAAGGCAGUACAAGGCCUCUCUCCCAAGAAAACCAUCUUCUUGUUGACAAACCCCAUGAAACUGAUCCAGCACACCGUCUAUACCAGUGUUAACAGAUCGCGUAUGUAGAUAAUGAUCACUGUCCCAUCCCCGUGGCACUGCGGUGCCUGAACAGCCUUGACUUCAGUCCUUCCAACUUUGGAACGGAGGGAGCGUCUGUGCAGUGCCAAGGGGCUCCUAGAAGCAUGGCAAGCACACAGGAACCAUCCCGGCAUGCACCUUUGCCACGCCUGAGCUAUGCAGACCAGCACAAAAUCACAAUCGUGGACUUCUUCAAGAGCUUGAACCCUACUGGGACAAUGAAGAUGUCUGUGGAUGAGUUCCAGAAAGUGAUGAUAGAGCAAAACAAGGUCCCCCUGAACCAGUACCAGGUCAGGGAGGUGAUAAAGAAGCUCGAUGAGAAGACAGGCAUGGUGAACUUCAGCAAAACUUGAGCCCAAUCAGGCGCUGCUGGCUGCUGGGCCGGAUGCUCGGGAUGCCAGCGGGAGGAGCCGGAGCCCACUCACAACCCAGGAGGAGCGCAGGCAAGGGAGCAGAUCUUUAUGCCCUGGUGAGUUUCUUGAACACGAUGAAGCCAUAGCAACAAGUCUGGUCUAGAAAGAAGUCUCGGCGAGAGGAGUCCUCGCAAGUCGGAUGGUGGCAGGGAGGAGAGCAAGAGGUGGCUGAAAUCUCGAUGGACAGAUGCUGUGGCAGGGGCUGGGCACAAGCAAAUAAAGUCUGGCUUGGUUCUGGG